UCACAGCAGAGUGGCGGAAGCGCGAAGGGAGGCGUGGCGGUAUUGCUUUACGGCUGGCCGCGGAAUGAGCCUCUACGACGUAUUUCGGGGUUUCUUCGGCUUCCCCGGGGAGCGGAGGUGAGGCUCUGGGAAAUCAGGAUCCUCCUCGCUUCUUAUUUUAUGCGCAAAUAUUUUGUCCCCUCUCCUCCUCUGAGCUUUUCAAAGCUUGGCAGGCGGAAAUCCCACCGGGGCAGCUUCCCUUCCAACACCUUGGGGCUACACCGGGCGAGUUUCUGCCUGCCUUGCAGCUGGCAAAGCGAUCGCAUUAUUUACUAAGGCCUCAUUCCAAGCAAUCCGCCUAUUUGGUGACGUUUUAACGACGUGUGGGUAUCCUAAAAGGUAAAGGGUAAAGAGACCCCUGACCAUUAGGUCCAGUCGUGGCCGACUCUGGGGUUGCGGUGCUCAUCUCACUUUAUUGGCCGAGGGAGCCGGCGUAAAACUUCCGGGUCAUGUGGCUGAACCAGAGCAGCACAUGGAAACGCCGUUUACCUUCCCGCCAGAGCGGUACCUAUUUAUCUACUUGCACUUUGUGCUUUUGAACUGCUAGGUUGGCAGGAGCAGGGACUGAGCAACGGGAGCUCACCCCGUCGCAGGGAUUCGAACUGUCGACCUUCUGAUAGGCAAGCCCUAGGCUCUGUGGUUUAACCCACAGCGCCACCCGCAUCCCCUGUGGGUAUCCUGCCCUUCCCCAAAAGCAGCUGGAGGGUCCCCGACUCCCCUUGCAACAACCCUUCGAGGUAGGCUGCACUGAGGGAUAUGGGCUGGCCCAAGCCCCGCCCCACAUUUUAUCCCCAAGUGGAGAUUUAAACCUGGGUCCAUCCAUGUAAUCGUUUUUAGCCAUUUUUAUGUACAGUGGUACCUCGGGUUAAGUACUUAAUUCGUUCUGGAGGUCUGUUCUUAACCUGAAGCACCACUUCAUCUAAUGGGGCCUCCUGCUGCUGCCGUGCCGCCGGAGCACGAUUUCUGUUCUCAUCCUGAAGCAAAGUUCUUAACCUGAAGCACUAUUUCUGGGUUAACGGAGUCUGUAACCUGAAGCGUAUGUAACCUGAAGCGUAUGUAACCUGAGGUACCACUGUAGUUACAAGCUGUGGGUUGCAUUGUGCAUUACAUGCUAUUUUGAUUUUUGUUUAUUUAAACAGAGUACCGCCUAACAGUAAAUAAGCCCCGCUAAGGCUGAGCAAGCAUGUUAACAUUUAAAGCAACACCCCCCCCCCAUAACACCUCUCCCCUUCUCCCCAUUGUUGCUACAGGCCCCGCGACCCCUUCUUUGGGGGAAUCACACGGGACGACGAUGACGAUGAUGAUGAAGAUGGCUUUGGGGCGAGGCACCCUGGGGACUUUGGGUUCGGGUUCACAUUCAGCCCAGGCGGGAUGCGUUUCCAUGAUACCUUCGGGUUUGACGAGCUGUUCCAGGAUUUCAACAACCUCUUCCAAGAGAUGGGAGUGAGGAGUUUGCCUUCUGGGCCCUUUGGUAGGCGAGAUCUUGGGCGGCUUCAACUGGGUUUGCGUCCUGCUAGGGAUGGCCCGGUUUGGAGGGAAAUGGGCAAGUGGGAAUUGAACCUGGAACCUUCUUCUCUUCCCUUAAAAAGACUGCAAGAUUCUAGUCCUCAUGGUCCUGAAUAAAAGGGAGCAACUCUCCAGAUAUUCAGACGGCGGUUUCUCCGCAGAUUCUGUGCCCCUGAGCUGCAGCCUUAACCCCAGAAUAAAUAAAAUCAAAAUGAACAAUUGUUGUUUAUCUGCCCGCAGAUUUCCCAGAGCCACCGGCACCAUCGCCUGAGAAGAGGCAGACUCUGCGGGAUUUCAUGCUGAAACAUCCGGAUAGCCAGAGGUCCAGCAGCAGAGCCCUAGAGGACGACUCAGGCCCCACAGCUCCAGAGAGGAGGCCCUGGCAGCCGUUCCAAGGGGUGUGUGGUGCUCUGAACCCGGGUCCAUCCCUGUUUGGUACCCCAUUCUGCUACAGGAAAGGCUCCCAGAUUGGCUUAUGUAAUAAUAAUAAUAAUAAUAAUAAUAAUAAUAAUAAUAAUAAUUUUUAUUUAUACCCCGCCCUCCCCAGCCAAUACUGGGCUCAAGGCGGCCAACAACCAAUAAUAAAAACAAGUUGAUUAAAAUACAAUUUAAAAAACAAGAUUAAAAUGCAACAUUAAAACAUUAGGAUGUAGCCUCUUUACAGGAGGAGAAAGGAAAAAGAAAGAGGGGGAGGGAAUCAAACUGAUUCUAAGCCAAAGGCCAGGUGGAACAACUCCGUCUUACAGGCCCUGCGGAAAGAAAUCAGAUCCUGCAGGGCCCUGGUCUCAUGAGGCAGAGCGUUCCACCAGGCCGGAGCCAGUGUUGAGAAGGCCCUGGCUCUGGCUGAGGCUAAUCUAACUUCCUUCGGGCCUGGGACCACUAGGGUGUUGCUAUUUAUGGACCUUAAGGUCCUCCAUGGUGCAUACCAGGAGAGGCAGUCCCGUAGGUACGAGGGUCCUAGGCUGUGAAGGGCUUUAAAGGUCAUUUAAUCAUUUAAAUAUAAUCAUUUAAAUCAAAGAAUCCCUGCCCGCAGGCUUGCAUCCCAAGAAAAAAACACAGCACACGAGGGGAAAGGGACAGGGAGGGAAGAGGAAAAAAGCAAACUCAGGUUCCAGUAGGAGCUGCCCUGCUUCUCUUCUCUCCCACUGAGGUGGCCAAGUGGAAUGGUUGCAGUUUUGGCAGAGGAGGCCUGAUGUUUGGGGUUGGGCAGGUGCGGUGGCCAGAGAGAUGGGGACAGUCUGCUCCUUAAACAAAUCCCCAAAGUCAGGUGUCAGGUGCUGGUGUAGUUGCUCAAGAGCAAACAGGCAAGACUCCAGCCUCCUGUCUUUUCCAGGCUUUAUUAUCUGUACAAAGUAUUUACAAUUCAGAGUGUCGCAAGUCCAUGUCUGCUCAGUCGCUGGCAGAAUCUGGGAGUGGGCGGUCCUUAUACCUUCCCCAGCAUAACAUUCGUGUGACCCCCAUCCUUCUCCUCCCCUCUCUGCGCGCAAACCUACUGCACAAAGUGGGCAUUGGCAAAGGGGGACUUGAGGGUCUCCCUAUCAUCUUCUGAUCCCUGUGCCCCUUCCCCACUGGAGGCGGGGCUUCCCUCCUUGCCAGAGGAAGAACUGCUUUGCAAGAUCUUCGGAGGCUCCCUGUAACACAACUGCCCUUCCACCUCUCGCCUCUGAGCUGAUGGCGGUUCCCUGACAUCAGGGAUCAUUGCAAAGGAAUUACCUGGUUUGACCUGUUCUGCCCAUAAUGCAGAAUGAGUUGGAAGACUGAGGUGGUAGAAUUCGGGGUGGCACUACGUCACAUGACCGGUAGGAACACAUGAAGCUGCCUCGUUCUGAAUCAGAUUACUGGUCCGUCUAGUUCAGUUCUGCCAACACUGGCUGGCAGUGGCUGCCGAGGAUUUUUAGACAAGGAGUCUCUACCAGCCCUGCCUGAAGAUGUCACAAAUUGAACCUGGAACCUUCUGCAUGCAAGAAGCAGAUGCUCAACCACUGAGCUACUGCUCUGUCCCUUAAAUUUUGAGGGGCACGGUGAUAUUUAUGCACAAUCUCACAGAAACACAUGCUUAAAAAACACACACAAAAAGGACCUUUCCCUUAGGAAAUGAGCACGUCACAGAUAGGGCUGUUGUAGCAUUUCCCCCCGGAUAGGCUACUUUUCUACAGGCAGGGAGUUGUUUCCACAGAUGGAUGGAAUUUAGACCCUGCCCUUCCUCUCCAAGGAGCCCAAAGCAGCAAAGAGAUACACUAUAUAUAUAGCUAUGCCUCCUACUCUGGACGUGGGUGGUACUGUGGUCUAAACCACUGAGCCUCUUGGGCUUGCUGAUCAGAAGGUUGGCGGUUCGAAUCCCCGCGACAGAGUGAGCUCCCAUUGCUCUGUCCCAGCUCCUGCCAACCUAGCAGUCUGAAAGCAUGCCAGUGCAAGUAGAUAAAUCGGUACCGCUCCGGCGGGAAGGUAAACGGCGUUUCCAUGCGCUUUGGCUUCCAUCACGGUGUCCCGUUGCGCCAGAAGCGGUUUAGUCAUGCCGGCCACAUGACCCAGAAAGCUGUCUGUGGACAAACGCCGACUCCCUCGGCCUGAAAGUGAGAUGAGCGUCUCAACCCCUUAGUCGCCUUUGACUGGACUUAACCGUCCACGGGUUUUUACCUUUACUUUACCUUUAUAUACAGCUAUAACAAAAACAUUCUAAAACCAAUAACUAUUUAAAGGUAAAGGGACCCCUGACCAUUAGGUCCAGUCGUGACCGACUCUGGGGUUGCAGCGCUCAUCUCGCUUUACUGGCCGAGGGAGCCGGCGGGUCAUGUGGCCAGCAUGACUAAGCUGCUUCUGGUGAACCAGAGCAGCGCACAGAAACGCCAUUUACCUUCCCGCUGGAGCAGUACCUAUUUAUCUACUUGCACUUUGACAUGCUUUCGAACUGCUAGGUUGGCAGGAGCAGAGACUGAGCAACGGGAGCUCACCCCGUUGCGGGGAUUCGAACCGCCAACCUUCUGAUCGGCAAGUCCUAGGCUCUGUGGUUUAACCCACAGCACCAUCCAUGUCCCUAAUAACAAUUUAGAACAUUCUAAAAGCAACUACAGUUGAAAACAAUACUCCUUGCAGUGAUCUCAGGGUUGUUUGGAACAGUCUUCUUUGGCAACCAAUUAUCUGAGUGAAGAGUAGUGUUUUUACAAUUCCUCCCAGAAGUUAAUAAUGAUGGAGAGGGGAUUCCGCAACUGGGGAGCCAUCACUAAAAAGGCCCUGUCAUGGGUGAACGCUGAUUGGCUAGCCAGUCUUUCAAUCACUCUGCCAUAUCACUCCGCCUUCUCCUUCUGCAUUUGUUUUUUCCUUCUCCCAUCGCUCACACAGUUUUCACAGACCUUACUGACUGCGUUCUCUGUUGUUGUUUUUUUUACAGCUGCGAGAGACUGAUCCACCUCACCCAGAACUGAAAGAUACCCCAAAGGAAGACAGAGGUCAGAGGGCAAACGGUGGGGAGGGAACAGUGGUUGGUUUGGGGCAAAACAUCCGAAGAGCCACAUGUCUGGGUCUUUUGAGACCACCCAGAUUAUUCAUGAGUGUUUUGGAAAUGGCUGGGUGUCUGUAUAUAUGCGAGUGCAUGUACCGUAUUUUUUGCUCCAUAAGGCGCACCUGACCAUAAGGCACACCCACUUUGGGGGUGGGAUUCAAGAAAAAUUCGGCUCUUGGGGGCUUUUGCGGGAGGUGGGGGAAGUGAGAGAGUCUUGCAAAAGCCAGUGAUAGCCGCGCGAAACCUCCCCAGGGCAGUGGGAUGAAGGCUCUCCGCCGCCCUGCGGAGGCUUCGCGAGCUGCUCAGGAGCUUGUCGGGGCUGGUGGGGGAAGCCCGGGUCCCCCCCCCCAGCGCCAGGGACCACACAUUCGCUCCAUAAGACGCACAGACAAUUCUUAGAUUUUAAGAGGAAAAAAGUGCAUCUUAUGGAGCGAAAAAUACGGUAAUUUGCUGUGUGAUGCAAGAAUCUACCCUUUCGUUUUCGGAAGAUAAACCCUCCAUGUUCAGGAGCAGUAUAUCUGAGUAUGUGUUCAGUGACUGGGGAUAGCUAGGGUUGCCAUAUUUCAAACAGUGAAAAUUUGGACAGAAAACUUGUUGAGCAUUUGGUGGUGGGGCAAAAUUAUUGGUUGUUGUUUUAGUUUUGCCCAAGGUUAUAGAGGUUUUUGGGCAAAAUCGCAAACAAAACUACUGUUUUGGAGCUUUUUUUAUGGGAAAUCGCCAGAAACAGCACUGCCGACGUGAGUUGCUGUAUGACUGGAUUUUCCCAGACAUUUCUCUGAUUUUCACCAGGACACUGCUGCCAAAUAUUCGGGAUAUUCCAGGCACAUGGCAACCCCUAGGUAUGGCAGCAGAGGGCUGUUGCUUGUGAUCUCCCCAGAGGUGUCUGUUUGGCCUCUGUGGGGAGCCGGAUGCUGGACUUAGCCAUAUCUGUUUUGCCAGGACAACUCUUGUGCAUUCAAGUGGCUAGUCCAUAUUGUUGCAGAGGAAAGCAUAGAAGCUUCUCUCUCACUUAAAAAUGAUUCACACUCUAAGCAAAAGUGUUUUUACAUGCUGAAUUUGUUUUCUUAAGGGGGGAUUGUUGUGGGAACUUGGAAGUCUUGCAGGAAGAAUGGAGAGGGGUGUGUGAGUGUAAAAAUUGGCUCAGCUGAUACUCAGUCACAUUUUUAUUACAGAUCUGGACUCGCAGGUCACGUCCAAAGGGCUCGAGACUAUUCUUCCGCCAGCCCAACCCCGGUCGUAUUUCAAAAGCGUCUCAAUCACAAAAGUGGUAGCACCAGAUGGGGUACGUGCCAAAGCUUCUUUAAUCCUGUGUGUGUGUGUGUGUGUGUGUGUGUGUAUACCAGGUUAGCCUUAUGCAGAGUGAAAAGGUAAAGGGACCCCUGACCAUUAGGUCCAGUCGUGACCGACUCUGGGGUUGUGGCGCUCAUCUCGCUUUAUUGGCCGAGGGAGCUGGCGUACAGCUUCCGGGUCAUGUGGCCAGCAUGACUAAGCCGCUUCUGGCGAACCAGAGCAGCGCAUGGAAACGCCUUUUACCUUCCCGCCGGAGCGGUACCUAUUUAUCUCCUUGCACUUGGACGUGCUUUCAAACUGCUAGUUUGGCAGGAGCAGGGACCGAGCAACAGGAGCUGACCCCGUUUCGGGGAUUCGAACCACCGACCUUCUGAUCAGCUAGUCCUAGGCUCUGUGCUUUAACCCACAACGCCACCCGCGUCCCAUCUUAUGCAGAGUAGUCCCAUUCAAAAUCCAUGGACAUAACUCACUUAGGCUGAUUCAUUUUGAAGAUCUACUUUCAGGAGUACUUAGAUGGUACUUGUGUCCAUUGGAUUUUCACUCCUGAAAACUAGAUUCUCUGCCAAGGAGAGGUUGAGAAGCAAUGGUGAUGGAUAGGUUUAUUUCAUUGCGUUGAAUAUUUUAUCUGCAUUAAUUGGCCUUGGGUGGUGGUUGAAGGGUAACAUAUCAAUAUCUAAUAUUGUUCUAUUCUGUCACUUUGUGGGGCCACCUGUUGGUGGCCAUGCGAACUGUAACGUGAUGACACCCUGACAAUUUUAUUAUAUAGUGAUAUGUAUGUACUGACAAUUUAGCAAUAUGUUCUGCAUUCAGAUGAACUGAAGAGAGCGUCAAGCUGCAUUGUGAAGCUUACUUUUUAACCUGGCAGCAGGGGGUGCUGUUGAUUGACAUCUCUCAGGACCUUCUGGCUUUAAACUGAAAAAUGGCAAACUACACAAUGGGCUCAGUAAUUUAUUAAUCUUCAAAACAGUUUAGGAGGAAUUGACUCCUGAGGUCCCUGGCAAUGUAAAGGUCUCCUCUGAAUGUCGGCAUGCCAUUCAUCACACUGGAUCCUACUGGAUCCCCUUCUUAACGAGCAGAGUCUAUACUUCUACCCCAGGAAUCUUCCCCAAAUUUCACCCAUCCCUUACAUCCUCUUGCUUCAGACGGUGGAAGAGAGACGGACAGUGCGUGACAGUCAGGGUCACGAGGAGACAGUUGUCACCCGCCAGAGCGGAGGGGAGCCACGUCCGGGGUUUGACGGUGGCCGGCAAGGAGGCUCAGGUGAGUGCAAGGAGGGGGAGCCUGGUUCGAGAGAACUUUCAUCUCAUGCUGGCCUUUGAGGAUAAACGAGAAACAGAGAUUCGGCAUAGUGUGUGUUCUGCCGUUCCUGAGAAGCACACAGAAGCUUCCUAAGAAUCUCAACUUUUGCUUCUCCAGUUUUUUCUUUUUUUAAGUUUCUAGUCCUUAUGUGUCAGAAAAGUUAACUCUUCAUUCAAAGAAACAAAGCAGUCCAGGCCUAGCGAGCACAGCAACUCUUCCCAGCAGGUCUUGCCCCAGUGAGGCAGUUGUGAGGGCGGAAGGUCCCCCCCUUCUACCGCUCUCUAAGGCUCCUCCCCAGGGCCCUUUCCCAGCAAGCUGAGACUCCUUCGUCUUGUCACUCUUUGCUUCACCCUCUUCAUGCCUCUUCUGGUUCUGGGAGACCAGGAGGGAAGAGGAGCUGGUCACACAGCAGGAGGGGGAGACUCCCUGGCUUCUUCAGCAGACUGGCCACCCCCUCCUCUCCAGCCUCUGCUUCUGCCUCUGAGUCUGAACCGCUCUCUGCCACUGCCUCUUUCUGCUCACUAAACCCUGUUCCCUCUUCAUCUUUGGACACUUCCUCCUCCCAGCCUGCUCCCUCUAACCACCCAUCGCCUUCCCACCACCCAUCCCCUGGCUCUGAAGCCUUCUUCCUUCGGGGGUUUCUCAGCUGGUACCUUCCACCGCUCUUUGGCAUCCAGCCUAUCCAUGACACCACCUCUGGCUAACCGGGCUGGUUCCUUCUGCAGGAGACCUGUCACCCUUCCGUUCACGCCCUGGAGAGGACCUAGGCGACUCCGCUUCCAUCCUGGACACCUUUUUCCGCCGUUGGUUCUAGAGCCGAUAGUUCUGCCUGGUGGGCGGCCUUAGAGGGUAAGUUCUGAGGUCUUCCUAUGCAGUGGUAGGCUGGCAUCCAUUGGGGCUGGUAGGGCGGAAGGCAGGGAGCUCAACAGCAGAUGGCGCUAGAGCCAAUGAGAGGCACAGCUGUGACCAAUGAGAGGCAGUCCCGCCCCACACAUGGAUGCAAGUAAGAAGGCAGGCAGGUGGGGGUGGCUGAAGGGGGCUGAGAUUGGUGAGGCAGUGCCCCCGUUCUCUCCAAAUGGACCAGCCUCCACUCUUUCCUGUGGCUGAGUCAGCCUGCAUUGGGGGCUCUCGCCUUCAACCUUAGAGCUGGGAUGGGGAACCAGCAGCUGCAGGACCCUCGGCUCUCAUCAGGCCCAGCCAGCAGCGCCAAUGGUCAGGGAUGGGAUCCCUGAUUGGUUGGGUCAUGGGCCUAGGACGUAGGCGAGAAGCCUGUGGCCUUCCAUGACGCUUGAGUUGUUGGCGUAGCCUUACAGAUCUUGCCCCAGGGACUACGGAAGCCCAUGGCGUAAUUUAUUCAAAGUUUGGGUGCUCAGGGAACAAGGAGGGCAGUGUGGUAUUGUGGGUUGGAGCAUCAUACGAGGCCCGGAGAGAGGUCCGGGUUCAAAUCGUCGCUUGGCCCUAAAAGGUCACUGAGUCAGUCACAAGCUCCCAGCAUAAACUUGCAGGAUUAUUGUGAGAAUGAAAAUGGAGGUGUGGGGGGAGAAAGAGGGACAUGGGGUUCUUCUCUGUUUCAUUGGGUUUCUGUUGUUUUUUUCUUUUCAGAUUUGUGCCCUCUGCGGACAAGGCCUCCAUUUCAGAUAUUGCUUCCUUCCUGUGUGUUUUCAGUUCCCUGAGGCCUCCUCUUUCUUCCGCGCGGGCUCCAUCUCCCGGAAAUAUUACAUUAAAUAGCCUUUAUUUAUGCUUAA
Podarcis lilfordi (Lilford's wall lizard) is the source of this 9378-nucleotide messenger RNA. The record is from the annotation of a GenBank genome assembly. Lineage: Eukaryota; Metazoa; Chordata; Lepidosauria; Squamata; Lacertidae.